Thyridium curvatum is the source of this 948-nucleotide messenger RNA. RefSeq lists its product as uncharacterized. Bases 1 to 948 code for a protein of 315 amino acids. Gene Ontology annotation, cellular component: endoplasmic reticulum. The transcript has 4 exons. The record is from RefSeq and is a predicted model, not a curated record. Gene Ontology annotation, molecular function: oxidoreductase activity. NCBI's taxonomy places the organism in Eukaryota, Fungi, Ascomycota, Sordariomycetes, Thyridiales, Thyridiaceae.
AUGUCACAGAAGCUUUGCGGGAUGGCAGGCGGUAAAGCUUCGGUCUCUUAUUUGACUGUAUCCACCUUUGUGAUCCUUGGAAUUCUGCUCAUCGCUAGACCAUAUGCGGCUGUCGCCAUCGCUGCGUUCGUCGUCGGCCUUGGAGCUGUAUAUCUUAGGCAACUGACAGGUAAAAAGACCAAAUCAGCCCUCACGGCCGAUGUUUUUCAAGAAUUUGAGCUUGCGAAGAAAACCAUUGUCAGUCACAAUGUCACCAUCUACCGGUUCAACUUGCCUACUCCUGAGUCCGUCCUCGGGCUCCCGAUCGGCCAGCAUGUCUCCCUCUGUGCAUCGAUUAGGCAACCAGAUGGCACCUUCAAGGAGAUAUCCCGGUCUUACACUCCCAUUUCUGGGGACGACCAGCCCGGCUCGUUCGACCUGCUCAUCAAGACGUACCCUCAGGGAAAUAUGACGCAGCAUUUGGCCUCCAUGACCGUAGGUCAGUCGAUUCGUGCCCGCGGCCCCAAGGGAAACUUCACGUAUACGUCAAACAUGGUCCGCCGACUCGGCAUGAUCGCCGGAGGCACGGGAAUAACUCCUAUGUUACAGAUCAUAGACGCCAUCAUGCGUGGACGAGAAAGCGGCGAUCAAACAGAGAUCGAUCUCAUCUACGCCAACGUCACAGUUGAGGACAUCCUCCAGAGCGUGAUUCUCGACAAGCAUGCGGAAGACCCGGGUAUCCGCGUCCAUUACGUGCUUGAUAGACCGCCAGAGGGUUGGGACGGGGGCAUUGGAUAUGUCACUGCCGAUAUGAUCACUCGAUGGCUCCCUGGACCUGCACCGGACAUCAAGAUUCUUCUCUGCGGGCCUCCCCCCAUGGUAGCCGCUUUGAAAAGGACAACAGAGAAACUGGGAUAUGAAAAGUCCCGCCCUAUCAGCAAGUUGGAAGAUCAGGUGUUCGCCUUUUAG